Messenger RNA from Erigeron canadensis, 2741 nucleotides. Its product is annotated as receptor protein kinase-like protein ZAR1. The coding region runs from base 397 to 2541 and encodes 714 amino acids. Lineage: Eukaryota; Viridiplantae; Streptophyta; Magnoliopsida; Asterales; Asteraceae. Gene Ontology annotation, biological process: protein phosphorylation. The record is from RefSeq and is a predicted model, not a curated record. The transcript is spliced from 2 exons. Gene Ontology annotation, molecular function: protein binding; protein kinase activity; ATP binding.
AUUGCUUUCCUUCUACUUCUAGGAACACCAAUGUGUGUUUGUGGGGUCCUUACCCAUCACCAUUCUACAUUGUCUAUUUCUCAUAAAUACCACCACCCACCACCACCACCUUCAUCCACCACUCACCACCACCCUCAUCAAAUACUACUUCACCAAUGCCCAAUUUCAACACUUAAAUUCUUCAUUCCAAGCAAACAACUUUAUCCAUUUUUCUCUACCAAUUCAACUACUAUAAUCUUCAUUUUAAACACAACACCUCUAACUAUUUAAUUUACGAUUCAAUAAUUAUUUAAAUUAGGAGUAUCGUUGUUAUUGUUGUUUUACGAUUUCAAGAAGUAUAAUCUUGAAUUCAAAGCAAACAACUUUAAUUAUAUUUUUUUCCCUCAUAUACUUAUCAUGGUCAACCUUUUUAUUAAUGGGCUUAUUUCGUUUUUAAUUUUUAUCAAUUACGCCACCGCUUUAACCUCCGACGGCUUAUCUUUACUCACUAUCAAAUCCGCCGUGGACGGCGGCGCCGCAGUUUUCUCCGACUGGAAUGAAAAUGACAACACCCCAUGUCACUGGACCGGCGUCACGUGCGCCAACAUUACCGGAGUAUCUGACCCACGUGUCGUCGGACUUGCACUGGCCGGAAGAAACCUCCGGGGAUACAUCCCGUCGGAGCUCGGUAACUUAAAAUAUCUCCGGCGAUUGAACUUACACGACAAUAAUUUCCAUGGUUCAAUCCCUGAUCAAAUCUUCAAUGCGACGUCGCUUCACAGUUUAUUUCUGUACGGAAACAAUCUUUCCGGCGAAAUUCCGGCGUCUCUUUGUAACCCCCAACGUCUCCAAAACGUCGACGUUUCUCAUAAUUCACUCACCGGAACAGUAAAAAAAUUUCUGGGUAAUUGCCGGCAGCUACAAAGACUCAUUCUUGCCGACAAUAAACUUUCCGGCGUUUUUCCGUCCGGCGUGUUCCCGGAGCUGGCGAAUUUGGUUCAGCUUGAUCUAUCUUCGAAUUCAUUUACUGGGUCAUUACCAUUUGAUAUUGGGCAGCUAAAAUCAUUGUCAGGAACUUUAAAUUUAUCUUUUAACAAUUUUGCCGGGAAGUUGCCGGAAUCUUUAGGUGACUUGUCGUUGACUGUCAGCUUUGACCUCCGACAUAACAACUUCACCGGAGAAAUUCCUCAAACGGGUUCUUUUACAAAUCAAGGUCCGACGGCAUUUUUAAACAAUCCGGGAUUAUGUGGGUUUCCUCUGCAAAAAACUUGCCGGGAAAGUAGUCCGGCGGGUGCUCCGGCGAGUCAAAAUUUGACUCCGGUGAAUGAUGAUGGUGAAAGUAAAAAAGGGUUGAAACCGGGUUUGAUAAUAUUAAUAUCGGUGGCAGAUGCAUUUGGAGUGGCUUUAAUUGGAUUAAUAAUAGUUUAUUUAUAUUGGAGAAAAAAAGAUAGUAAUGGUUGUAGUUGUACUUGUAAAGGUAGAUUUGGUGGGGAUCAGAAAUCAAGAUUUUGUACUUUUCCAUGUGUCAGUGGAUUUCCCAGCACGGAUUCCGAGGCAGAGUCCGAAAAAGGUAGCGGUGUUAGCGGUGGCGGUGUUAGCGGUAGUGGUGAGGGAGGAGAGCUUGUGGCUAUUGAUAAAGGGUUUAGUAUCGAGCUGGAUGAGUUGUUGAGAGCUUCGGCUUAUGUGUUGGGGAAGAGCGGGUUAGGGAUUGUGUAUAAAGUAGUACUCGGGAAUGGGAUUCCGGUAGCGGUUAGACGGUUGGGUGAGGGCGGCGAACAGCGGUACAAGGAGUUCAUUGCGGAGGUUCAAGCCAUUGGGAGGGUUAGGCAUCCGAAUGUGGUCAAGUUACGAGCUUAUUAUUGGGCUCCUGACGAAAAACUACUGAUUAGCGAUUUCAUUUCAAAUGGCAACUUAGCCUCUGCAUUGAGAGGUCAAGCGUCGACGAUUCUUUCAUGGUCAACGAGGCUAAGAAUCUCGAAAGGAACUGCAAGAGGGUUAGCUUAUCUACAUGAAUGCAGUCCUAGAAAGUUUGUUCAUGGAGAUAUCAAGCCAUCCAAUAUUCUCCUAGACCACGAGCAACAACCGCAUAUAUCAGAUUUUGGUUUAAACCGCCUUAUCACCAUCACCGGAAACAACCCAUCGUCCUCAGGUGGCUUCAUGGGUGGGGCCCUACCGUACUUAAAGUCAACCCUUCCUGAAAAAGUCAACAACUAUCGAGCACCAGAAGCCCGAAUUUCAUCCAACAAGCCUACACAAAAAUGGGAUGUUUACUCUUUUGGUGUAGUGCUGCUCGAAUUAUUAACUGGAAAGUCACCAGAAGUUUCGUCUCCAACAACAUCAACAUCAACUGAGCUCCCUGAUCUAGUGAAGUGGGUAAGGAAAGGGUUCGAGGAGGAAACCCCGUUAUCAGAUAUGGUCGACCCAAUGUUGCUUCAAGAAGUACACGCGAAAAAAGAGGUUUUGACAGUGUUUCAUUUAGCACUCGCGUGUACUGAACUAGACCCUGAGAUACGACCUCGAAUGAAAACAGUAUCGGACAGUCUUGAAAAGAUUAGAACAUAAGCCAACUCGAUCCAUUGGGACUUGACGUAUAUGUCUUUUGGUUAAUGAUGAGUAAGUAAUAGUUAAUUUGGGCAUAUUAUUUUUUCUUGUAAUGUAAAAGAAAUCAUAUUUUUGGUAACAAACACAUUGGUUGUUGAAAAAAAUCUUUAUGUAUUCUAAGAAAAGUACAUUUUAUGGGAGGAUAGUAAUGUUUUCAGUUA